UUUAUCAUCGGUGGAAUGGACCGGUCCGCGGGUCUGCUGUACCUGUACUUCUUAGAGCGGUUCAGACAGAGCGUCGCAACCACCGCAUGGGCAACCACAAUAGCUUCCGCCAUCAGACUCAUGCUGGGUCCUCUGUGUAGUUUCCUCUGUAACAAAUUCUCCUGCAGACACGUGGUCAUCGUGGGUUCGCUCAUCCUCACCGUUACUCUUAUUAUGACGGCGUAUGCACCCAAUCUGUGGACAGUCUUCGUCACUUUUGGAUUCAUAGGAGGAUUUGGACGUAGUUUAGCAUAUGCACCGGCCGUUAUGAUUGUUGGAAUAUACUUCAACAAAAAGAGAGGCAUUGCCGUGGGUUUGGCAACGUCUGGGGUUGGAUUCGGGUCGUUCGCUGCCCCGGUAAUCGUAGAGAUGGCCUUCCACUUUUACGGUUACAGCGGAGGGUUCUAUAUAUUAGCCGGCUUUGCCAUCAACUUGUGUAUAGCUGGUAUGCUGUUAAGACCUCUUCAGAAGCAAAGAUUGCUGAUGGCUUUUGACAAAAGGAAAAAAGGUUGUAAAGAUUCUUGUCACGUGCAGGUUUUAUUAAAAGAAAAUGAUAACGAAGCACCAAUGGUUCAAGAAUACCUAUCAACCAAACUACAUGUAGCUGAAAAAGAAGAGCAGCUAUCUAAGAGUCAAGAAAAGUGCAAGUCUGCGAUGAAUAGCAAUCCAAAGAACAAAGAGAUCGAGAUAGAACAAAACUCCUGUUGUGGUAUAUUCAGAUCAAAAUCGAAACCAGAACACCCAAGAAAUAAAUAUCUAGAACUCUCUCUACUAAAAGAUUUCCGAUUUUUAUCAUUCUGUUUAGCCAUAAUGUUGUUCACACUUGCCUUUAAGUCUGCCUUCGUGUUCCUUCCUGCUUACGGUAAACAGCUUGGAAACACUGACAUGGAGUCUGCGUAUCUUGUCAUCAUCACCGGGGCUUUUGACGCCGUUGGUAGGGUGUUUUCUGGGGUAGUUCUUGAUCUGAAGAAAGUCAAAAGGUUCCGGGUGUAUAUCUACAACAUCAUCAUGUUUCUGGUGGGCGGGGUCUCCUUCGUUAUCCCUAUGACAGGUACGUACACCCAGCUCUGUGUAGUGUGUGGACUGUACGGGCUACUGAUUGGAAUCUACAUCUCCCAGAAGUCUGUCAUCCUAGUCGAUCUGUUGGGCGCGGAAAAACUCAUCAACUCUUUCGGACUCCUGAUAUGUUUCCAGGGCGUGGGGAUGCUUAUAGGUCCACCUUUCUCAGGUUUUCUGAAAGACAUCAACGGACAAUAUGAGAACGCCUUUUAUGUGGGAGGCAGUUCUAUGUUUUUGGGUGCUCUCAUUUUAUUGACUUCAAACAUUCGACAUUUAAUGUUAACUAGGAAAGGCCAGUGUAAUGAAAAAGAACAUUGAUUGUACAUGAUCAGAUAAAUGAAGUAUAUUAUUUGUAAUUUACUAUAUAUGACGGUUGUUUUGGUUGUUAAUUUUGAAUUUAGUGCAACAGUAUAUUUACGUUUAUUGGGGUGGGUGAGUGGAUUAUUUUUGAUAACGCUUUUUUUUUUGCAUGACCAUUUACUGCUAUGUUGAUCAAAAUACUGUUGUCCUAUUUUAGUAAUGAUAGAUUAUCGCCAUGACUGUAUUAUAGAAUAAUAAUCAAGAUCGUCUGAUAUCACGGUAUAUACUAGUACUGGACGUUUUUGACGUAUUUCUUCGUGUAGUUCAGGAGACUUUUAGUGCGCAUGACCAUUUACCAUUCUCUAUAGUAACCACAAAUUUAAAGUAACGACAGAUUAUCGCCAUGACUGUACUGAAGUAUUAACCAAGAUUGUUUGAUAUAGCAUGAAAUGCAUUUAGAUAUACAUGUGUAUUUGAGUAUUCAUGACACAAAUUUGUUUCUUUCAAGUGUUUUAUCGUAUGUACCUGAACCGUUUUAGUUUAGUAAUAACAAUAAAAUAAUGAAAGUUUU
Messenger RNA from Magallana angulata, 1969 nucleotides. Its product is annotated as monocarboxylate transporter 14-like. The record is from RefSeq and is a predicted model, not a curated record. Gene Ontology annotation, biological process: transmembrane transport; monocarboxylic acid transport. NCBI's taxonomy places the organism in Eukaryota, Metazoa, Mollusca, Bivalvia, Ostreida, Ostreidae. The transcript is spliced from 5 exons. Bases 16 to 1416 code for a protein of 466 amino acids. Gene Ontology annotation, molecular function: monocarboxylic acid transmembrane transporter activity.